AUGGAUCCCACAGUAGAACCACCAAAACCUUUCUCAUUACUCGUCGAUGACUUGUUGGAUGCCAUUGAAGAACGCUGCUCUCGUCGACCCGAUGGUGGCGUGGGACAAUACAAUCGCCAGCAACUGGGGGAACGCUUGGAACAAAUCUUGCUGUUGACGACGGCUCCUUCUGAUCAUCGUGACAAAAGUAGUGAAGGACAAAACCUCGAGUGGCUGAUUCGACCGUUGAUCCAGGUCAUUUUGCAGGAGCAACGCGUCGAUAGAGCACGGACAUGUCCUCCCAAUCAAAGUGACGACGAUGAGGGAAAUGGGAAACGACCCUUGCUGCAGUGGUUGGUCCAAUGGAAGUACUUGCGGCAUGUCUACGGGUGGCAGGGGGAAGAUGACAUGGUCCUAUUGCUGCUUCGCUUGGGGGCAAGAGCCGACGAGAAUGCUUCGGACGAGUCCAGCAGCACACUGGUGGCGGCCGCGCAGUAUGGCAGUGUGACCACCAUUCGGCAUUUGAUGAUUGAAACAAGGAGACAACAACCAAAGCAAAAGCACGAGCACAAGAAUGAGAUGAAAGAAUGGAUUGUCUCACAAGUAAUCCUGUACAAUCUAUGGGCCAAAAUUCUGGAUCGAGCGUGCCCCGAAAUGAUGCAGCUCUUUCUACGGUACAUUCCUGCCACGGAACGAGUCUGGAUGACUGCUCGUUAUGAUUAUGCUCAAGAGGAUGAUGAUGACGACGGCGACGACAACAGUGAGGUAAAGAAGAAAAAGAAACCAGAGGAAACGCAUGUGUCUGCUCUGGACUACCUCCUGAACAAUUUACUCACUUGGUGUGACGACGACAACGACGACGACGAGAGAAUCACAUGUGACGCAUCCAUAUCCACCAGUGCCCUUUCCUCCUACUGGGGCAUUGUGGGAAUGCCAACGGUGGAACGGUACAGUCAAUGCAUUCUGCAACUCUUACAAAUGGGAGUCGCACACACUCCCUUGACCAUGACGUUGCUCAGCUACAUCCUAGACCAAAAUCGACACGACAGGAACAACAAUCAAAGCUCCUCACCACGACACUAUGCCUUUCAGGUAGCCCAGGUGCUAUUUGGAAACCGGAUGCCCUCCUCGCCACUACUAUCAUCCUCAAUGAGAAACUGGAAUGGUACUGCCUCUACUACUAUCAUCAUCCAUCCACAGGAAUCCACAGUGGAAGAAACCUACAACAAUCCAAAUGUCUGUGCUAUUUGUCUAGAAGAGCCUGCUGAGCGUCAAACCUUUUUGUUUCCUUGGAACAAAAAUCGUCGUGACAAGUCGAAAACGACACGCAUGAUGGAACUGUACUGUGGUCAUGCCUUUUGUGUCGCUUGUCUCCUGGGAUGGGGCGCCUCGGAACCCGAACGGCUGUACCAUCACCAUGGCAAUAACAACAACAAUCAUAACCGACGAACAGCCAUGAUGGAAGUGUCGUGUCCCAUUUGUCGAAAACCACUGGCACGAGAUUUUCUCAACGACGAAAAUCGAGAGCGUUUGGCUACUGUGGGGUACCGUCGACGCAACAUUCUCGGCAUGGAUCCACAUCUCGGAACGGAAUCACGAGGACCGCAACGAUUGUCCCACGACCAAACACGUCAAGAAUGUCGCGCCCGUGGAUGGUCGGAGGAUGAAGACGCAGAUGCCAAGUUGAAGGCACAAUGGCAAACAGUACGACAGCAACGGCGCAAUGGACCCAAAAUUACAGUGGAUUGCGCUGCAUCCAUGAGCUUGUCGCCAACCUACGUGGCGCCCAAGCAUGGGCCUGUCGUCAUUCCCAUUACGGUAAAGGGGAAUAUUCCAAUGCUGGCGGGGAUUUCCACGGCAGCACCGUACACGGUGGUGUCUCCUUCGGCCGUCCAGUGGCUGGGGCUCCGAACGACCAAACUAACGUCCCAUCGAUUCCACGAGCUACGGUGUCGAUAUACUACUCGAAAGAGGGAUGAUGAUGAAUCGGACACUAGUGACGACGAUUCUGACAGUGACGACGACGAAGUCCAGGUUUCUGUCAUGAAACACGCCGUCACAAUGGCAGUGGUCGAUGAGCUUGUUGUGACACUGGCGGGGGGAACCUCCCAAAGCAUCAAAGUCCGACUGAGGAAUGCUGUAGUGCAUGACAAUCAAAUCAACAACACACAAGAAGCGUGGAAACCAGGCAUUGUUCUGGGCUUGGAUUUCCUAGAGUCGGCAGCAUGGACCCAAACUUGCGUGGAGGUUGAUGUUGCACCUUCCGUCCAGGAUUCCAAUCGUCGGUUUAUGGUGUUGUUACACGGCGGCCAAGAUAUUCAGCGUGUCAACGAAGCGGAUGGGAAGGGUUUGAUCGAAGAGUUUCGGUUUUAUGCUCCCAACGGGAGAUCCUUUCGUUCACCCCUACUUCACAUCCAUCCCAACAAUCAUCUCUUUUUCUCCGUUCGUCACGAGACUAGCAAUCAUCAUGACCAGCACCAGAGACGACACCGCAGUACCGAAUGUGAAUGGUGCUGUCGCAUGUUCCCCCAUGUUGUUGAGGACACGGGACGAGCAAGUCGGAGGCGCGCCAAACGAAAGCGAGGCAUGAUUCGGUGCCAAUUUUGCUAUGACAUGGCCAUAUCCGCCAAGCAGCAUGUGUAUUAUUGUGACGAGGAGUGCCAAGCCAAAGCGUAUCAAGUACAUCGAUACCGCCAUGCACGACAUCGGGGGUUGCUGGGCUCAUUAUGUCGAAUGGCCGUGGCCAUGGUGAUGGAUGCCAUUCGACAACAAUCUCGGAUGUUUGUAGUGUCGUUCAUUGUUGGACUUGGCUUUUCUUUGAUGAUUUCCUUGUCGGAACGAAGGUCCAUCCCACUGAUUGAGGUUUGGUCCGUGCUCAAGGCAUUGGCCAGGGAAAACAUUUCCAAGGCCACCUUCUCGCAGCUCUACGUACAUGCUACCGGGGCCAAUGCAGCAGACGAGCGCCAAAUGCAACUGUUGACAAGUCGCCCUGGUUGA
This is a messenger RNA of Seminavis robusta, 2976 nucleotides long. Lineage: Eukaryota; Bacillariophyta; Bacillariophyceae; Naviculales; Naviculaceae. The record is from the annotation of a GenBank genome assembly.